AGCACGAUGUCGGGGCAACGUUAUGCGAUACAACGAGCUUGCGUGGUAGGGUGCCGCGCAUCAUUGCGCGCGCCGGAAGGCACGCGGCGUGAUUGGAGACUUUGAGACAUUGGAGAGGUCGAAGCAAUGAGCUGGGGAGGAGAGGAGGAGAUGACCUGCAAAGCGCAGGUCAGCAGAGGCGAGCGAUGAGAGAGGAGAUGGCAACUCUGGGACCAAAGAGGUGGACCGGGUUCUGUCAGCCGCCCGCAGGCAACUUAUAUGACCGCCUUUCCGCCCCGUUAGAAAGCCACGCUGCUGCCGUUUUCGCUCAACGUUUUUUGCGGAGGCGGGCAGUGAUGGGACGACGGAGAUCGGACUGGCUUUUUGACAUGCUGACGUACUGCGCUGGGGGCCAACCCACUCAGGGAGGUACCCAGGCAUCGGAUGUGUGAGGGCAGGAGGGGAAGGUCAGUGAGUCGGGCGCCGCGCCGCGCCGGCAUCGGCAGGCUGCGAGGCGGCCCCGUGGCGGCGCCGGCGCGUGCUGUAUUUUGCACAAGCCGGCUGCCGAUAAGGGGCGCAGCUUCGAAGCUGGAACGGGAGAGACCGAGAGAGAGAGUGGCGAGGGACAUGGCUUUCGGCGCGCCGGCUGCCCCUGACCCACCCCACUCCCCGCCCGGUGCGCAUCCGGUCUGCACAGUUUUGCGGUGUGGUGAUGUUGGGUCACCGGGCCCAAGCCACCCACCAUUCGUGCAUACAGGACUGAAGGAGGGGAAUCUCUAGUAGCAAAUGAAGAUUUUUUGCGGUGUGGGUGUCAAGGGAGUUGUUGCGGAGCUGGUUGCAAGCGUGGCGUGGGUGCCUGCAUGUGCUUUGCCCAUACGGAAGGUGCAAAACAAGGAAAGCUUGCGUGUUUGUCGAAAAGCACGAUUGCUACACCUAGUGUGUUGCUCGGGGGCAUAUAGGCGCUAGCGGCAUUGUGCUUAGGUGCUUGUGUGCGCGCACAUGCAUAGGUAUGUGCACAGCCCGCGCAAAGGCCUUGCUGGGAUGCGGGAUGGAUAAAUCGUACUUGCUAUGACGUUGAUGCUGGACUCGAUGGCGAUCUGCCGCGAUGAUGUGCGGCCAGACACAAAAAUGCGGGGACCGAUGGGUGACAAGCAGCAGUGCUGGCAGAGCGGUAGGUGCGAAGGUGUGCAUAGGAGAAUGCGGUGUCUGCAAGGGGCGCUGGGCGCCGGCCUUCGGUGUCCAGAGCCCCUGCGGACCCUCGUAUUGACUGCGCUGCCUUUUGGAAGCUACAGUACGCUGGGGGGCCUGAAGGAGUAACUUGCCCACGUUAAUCAGUACAGGAGCGGAGGGGGAGAAUUUUCGAAGGAGAGACGCCGACACAGCCUCAGGCAUGUUGCCUUGAGCCUUGUGCCGUACAGUUCGUGCGCAGCGGCGUUGCAUGAGAUAGCGUUGAACUGUACUAGAAUUUCUGAAACAUGCGUACCACGGUUUUAUAGGGUGUGCACCAGUGUCGUUUCUAGUGCCACAGUAUGCAUGUGUUUUAGAUUUGUGGUGGGUAUGGAGAGCGCGGUUUUGCUCAAGUGCGCGAGAAGUUCUGCCCUGUAUGCGUAGAGGCUCGGGCUGCUUCAAGUCAACAUCUGAGUUACUCAGUGGCUCUUACGUCCGACUCUCCCCUAAUCCUUUGACACGAACGUACUGUGUGUAUGUGUGUAGUUGCGUAGUGUGUUUGUGGUGUGUUGUAGACACGUGCAGGCGGAGCCGGUGGCCCCCAUGCUGCAAGCAAAGAAGAGGAUCCGCACGGGCAGAGCGGCCGGAUGCUUGAGACAUCCCACAAAGCUCGCGCACGCAUGGACGACGUCAUUGGGGUAGACUGGGCUGGGGGAUACGGCUGCUGAUCCUGCCCUCCCUGGCGGCACCAAGAGUGGUGUUUUCUGGCUGACGGGUUCCAGCGACGUUGACGUGAGGCGGAGAGGCGAGACAAGACAGGUGGCCAUCCCUUACAGGGACAAGAUAUGUGGUCCCCUCGCAUGGGAAAAGUGGGCUUUGCCGCCACCGCCACGUUGGUGGAAUGUCUGAGGCCGAAGGUUUCGAAACCUCCGAACCCACCGACGCAAGACACGGGCGAGGAGAGGCGAGAAAUCGAGUGGAGAAGGCUCAAUAAAUUCCAGGAGGGUUGCAGCGACGCACCUCCAGUUGGACCGGUGAGAGCUGAAUACACUGAUGUGGGUGGAAGCGCCGACGACACUAAGGAAGUAGCCGUAAGCUGGGUGGUGUGGUCGACGUUGGAUGCAGCUCACGGUACGGGAAGGCGCGCUAGCAGGGGCACAUGCUCCGAGUAUAGAAUUUGAUCCAAUAUUAGAGACCCCCCAGCGUUUCACAUACACGUGAGAGUUGCAACGGCGUGGGGGCUUUGUGACUUUGGCAUUGGCAGCCACGUAGCCUCUCAUGGUGUUGCGGGCCAUGAGGUGCGUGACUCUUAUGUCAGGAGGUCUUGUUGUUGGAGCCAAAGAACGCCACACGCGUGGGUUAGCACGCAUAGAAGAGAGUCCGUGCAGCGUAUUCGUAAGGGCUGUGCAGCAAGGAAAGGAACCUGCCUGGGGGAUGUUUUUUGUAUGCAGUGUGGCCGAGAGCUCACCGGAUAUGGUUUGCUAAGCCCCUCUGAUGUAUGCAUUACUCCGUCUAUUUUGCUUGGUACAAGACGGCGUUUGCCCUCCAGUGCACGAUGUUAGGGCCCCUCAAUGAUUACCCCACAGGCGAGUGUUAGUGUAUGGUAUGCGGGGCAUCGGAUUGAGAUGAGACAUGCGCUUUUCUGAAACAUUGCAUGUUUAAUCCACAAUGUGGAUCGUUGCGUGCGGCGAAGGCUGGAUGGGGACGGGUCGCAUUUGGGGCGCCUCUUCAGCCGGGUAAUUGCACUGUGGCGCGGCGCCGGCGCCUCCUCUGCCAGAGGCUGCGCUGGCUGACGGACCAUGUAUGUGCGUGACUGGGGGUUAGUGUGUUGGUAGGUGUUGUAUCUCGAAGAGGGCAUUGGUUGGGCAAGCCUGGCUGAGCGGUGUGCGUCAGUGCGGCUGGGCAGACCGAAGCGGAGCGGGUGCCACGCUGAGAGGCCAGUGCUCCUGAGCUGUGGGGCCCGCUUCAUCUUGUUCAGUGUGAUGCCGCCAUCGCUGGUUCAGGCGCUUUUACCGCGCGUCUCGCUUGUCGCUCUCACUCUCUAUUUCACCUGCUGAUUUUCAUUUGAUGCGCAUUUCGUAACAUUGAUUCGUGGUGUGAAGACGUGCGUCAGAGAAAGGCAAGAUGGCACAUGGGCGACCCUGUGAAGCCGUACGCCGGCACAGGCCCCGGUGGGCCGAUGUAAGAUGUAAGCUGG
This is a messenger RNA of Chlamydomonas reinhardtii, 3343 nucleotides long. RefSeq lists its product as uncharacterized. The transcript has a single exon. Bases 186 to 431 code for a protein of 81 amino acids. NCBI's taxonomy places the organism in Eukaryota, Viridiplantae, Chlorophyta, Chlorophyceae, Chlamydomonadales, Chlamydomonadaceae. The record is from RefSeq and is a predicted model, not a curated record.